GGUGGAUUAGAGUAAGACGAACCUGCCGAUGAAAGGAGCAUACUGUAGCUCAUAGCUAAUGUAAACCUGCAUCUUGAACCGCAAUAACAAAACAGUAUGGAAGCAGAUAAACCGGUACAAACAACAGGAGAAGAUGUCCUUGACCCAGAAGAAGAGGAGAAGAGGGCGGCAGCAGCAGCCCGUGUGGCCAACCGCCUUCCAGAGCUCCGCCUAGUUCUUCUAGGCUGGCGGUGGCCUGGGAAGAGCCUGACAGGGAACACCAUCCUGGGCCACGAGGAGUUCCGCCUGGAGCGGGCCGCCGAGUUCUGCGUCAAGCGUGAGACGGAGGUUGCAGGCCGCCGCGUGACAGUGGUGGAUACGCCCGGGUGGUUCUCGGUCCAGGACACGCCGCCCGUGUACCAGAAGGAAAUGCUCCGAGGCGCCUCCAUGUGCCUGCCGGGCCCCCACGCCUUCCUGCUCGUCAUCCCAGUGGGCAUGUUCACGGACGUGGACCGCGCCCGCAUCGAGGAGCAUGUGGGCCUGUUCGGGGAGCGGGUGUGGAGGCAGACGAUCGUGGUGUUCACCUGGGCUGAGGUCUUGAGGACCAUAUCCAUUGAGAGGCACAUCCGCAGGGAGGGCAAGGAGCUGCAGUGGGUGCUGGAGAAGUGCAAGCGGAGGUACUACGUCAUCAAUAACUACAUCUUCGGGGAGCACCCUCAGCUGCUAAAACUGAUGGAGAAGGUGGAGAAGAUGGUGGCGGAGGAGGGGGGCUUCUACAACCCCGAGGAGGCCGUGGAGGAGAAGAAGACUGUGGACCAGAACCAGAACCCUGCACUUGCGGGCCGAGAAUUAGGGGCACGGCCUAAGCAAAACUCAGCAGUGGGAUUAGCCAAAGCCAUGGAGGUGGACCCAUCCCAUAAUUCAGUGGAUGCACUGACUGACUGACUGACACACUGGCAGAAAGGCUGACUGAAUUCUGGAGUGCUUUUGGAUCACCAACAGAACUGAUUUGAAAACUGCUGAAAAUGCAUGGAUGAAUGGGAUCAUUGGAAAGUAGGCUUGAAUGUGCAAAUUGUUAUUUAUUUUGGGAGAGGGAUAAAAUGUCGAAGCAGAUGUUAGAUUUUAUGUCACGCCCUUGUGAUAGUGUCUUGGGUAACAGCUACACUUACUCACCAGUAGACCUAGUGAUUACCUCAGGGCUUUAUUGUAUAUAAGGUCAAAUACACUUUUAAAAUGUUUCUUAAACAGUUCCUUUCUGUCUGCCAUCCUUGAGGUAACGAUUGGUGAAGUCAUGUGCCCCUUCACACCAAACUGCUGCUUCCUAUGCUGUCAGGUUAGAGCUGUUCCUUUCCAGGAACGCGAGAUUGUGGUCAAACCUGAUAUUGGCCCAGGACUGCAAGACAUCCAUGAUCUGUGGGCUGGGAGUGUAAAAUGACAGUUGCUAGAUACAUCUGUCUGUGACAUCUGUGAGUGGCACUAACUGGAACUCCAAGAAAUGGAAGACUUAACAUGUCACCCCAAUGUGAACACUUCAACCUGACAUCACACUGUACUUAGUACUAUUGUAUUGCACUGCAGUUACAGUAAAACGGGGAUAGAAUACUACAAAAAAACGAUGUAGUAGUUGUAGUUUUGGGAAACAGUUGGUCAGGUUCCCUCCUAAAUUGUGACAAAUCUUAGGAAUGUGUCUUGUUUUAAAUGUAUCUUAAUAUUUAUGUGCUUAUGUUGUUCAUUGUUUCGACCCCCUUUUGACAAAAUAGCCUUUACAUAUUUAAGAAUGUUCUGGGUGUCCUUUCAGCACAGUUACCGUGUUGUACCUACAACAUAUAUUAUUUGACAAAUGUUUUAAUGAUUCCAAUGCUGUUGCAGUACUGUAUACUUAAAUACUACUGUAUAAAUAUGGCCCAAAUACUAUUCUACCUAAUGUACUCCAAAAAUAACAUUUCUAUUGCUUUCUCUAGAGCUCAUAUUCUCAGCUCGACUUGCACUUGCACAACCUAAUGUCCAAUGCUGGGUUUGGGUCAAACUCCAUUGUUUAUAUGUUGAUAUGACAUGCAAACAUAUAUUUUUAAACGAUUGGUAUUUUAAUGUAAUUUUAUAGGGCUCUGAACAGAGUUAAGCAAAUUGUAAGUACAGAGAUAUCAAUGUUACUUUUUAGGUUACUUUGAAUAAUUGAUGAAGUGGCAGUAAGGUAUAAAACUGGUCCAGGCCUGCCUAGUGACACUAUGUCUUCCUUUCAGCUGGAGCUGACUUGUUUGUAUGUGAGAACACAUUCUGUUUUAUUUUAGUAUUUCUAUUAGAGCCCCACUGUUUUUAUGUAAUCAAUUAAAGGUUUAUAUUUUCAGUUAAA
This is a messenger RNA of Hypomesus transpacificus, 2329 nucleotides long. RefSeq names its product GTPase IMAP family member 4 (gene gimapl). The record is from RefSeq and is a predicted model, not a curated record. Gene Ontology annotation, molecular function: GTP binding. Bases 97 to 924 code for a protein of 275 amino acids. The transcript has 3 exons. Lineage: Eukaryota; Metazoa; Chordata; Actinopteri; Osmeriformes; Osmeridae.